This is a messenger RNA of Dracunculus medinensis (Guinea worm), 517 nucleotides long. NCBI's taxonomy places the organism in Eukaryota, Metazoa, Nematoda, Chromadorea, Rhabditida, Dracunculidae. The record is from the annotation of a GenBank genome assembly.
UUUUUUAACCGAAAAAUUAGUUUCUUCUAAUAUGCAAAAAAAUAUAAAAAUCAAAAUAAAAGUAAAAAUGUUUGUUUAUUAUUUGAUAAUUUUGCCGUAUCGAAAAUUUUUGAAUCGUUCUUAUCGUUGUCGUCCGUUAUCAUCGAAUAUAUUAAAAAUUUAUAUAAGAAGUCGUUCGUAUCCAUCGUGGACGUCGUUUUUCCUCCCAUACAAAGAAGUUCAGGAUGAUUUUUAUAGCGAAAAAUAUUUUAAUAUCGAUGUUGACGGAAAUAAUUAUCAAAUUUUAAGAAUUGGUUGCUUUCCAUUUAUAAAAUUUCAUUGCACGAAGAAUUCGUUUAAAAAUUUAACUUUCGAGAAUUAUUUUUUCAAAUUUUUAACGGUUUUAAAUUUUGGGAUUCCAUGUUUAUUGUAUGGUAUAAUUGCAUUAUUUUUUAUAAAACAUACCGAAUAUAUUUUUGAAAAUAAAACAAAACGAAAGAUUUCAAUACAUUUUCUCAUAAAAGAAGAUCAUAAUUAA